UUCCUGGUCUAUAGAAUCUCCUUCAACCCCUAUCCUCUAAAAGAAAUCUAGGAUGAAGCAAUGCCUGUUCGAGUACUGGUAUGGUGGAGCAGCUGGUACUGCAGUGCCGGUACGUUUCUUGGUAGUUUUGGGCGAUGGCUUCCAGCCCAGGACCCACUUGAAAAACGUCAAUCGUCACAAUCAUAUCCAAAUGUUGCACGAUCGAAGAGGCUAGGACUCGAGUGGAUGGAGUGGAGAGCAAUGAUUGAACUGAAGAUGAGCAUAGCACCACGACACUAGUGCCCUAGUCGCACCACCAAUGCAGAGUCAAGUGCAUUCGCUCCUUCCGCCGCGCGGACAGGUGGUCUUGCCACAGUUGCAAACGUAAGAAUGAUGACGAGUCCUGGCGUUUCGUGUUCAAACAUCCCAGUAUAUUUUUGACAUUGUCGUGAGGUGCGCUGCAAGUAGUUACCUACUGGCGUGGAGGUGUAGUCUUCCCGGGCGAACGCUGCCAUUCCAGUAAUUGUUAUUGUAACGAGUAACGUAUUGCCUGCACUGAGUAUUGUCCUGUCGGCGGCGAUAUCGACUCCUGGUCCUGUUUAGUUGAUCCGAGCUAUCGGAGCACGGAAGGAAACUAUAGAGCCAGCAGUUUAUGUGAAGUAUAGGUGUUCUGGUGCGUGAAGUUGUCAACAACGGUGGUUCGGAGAUGGACCUCGCUGUGGCGCUAGCCAGUCAAAACACAUCGGACGAUACGACAAAGCCAAGAGAGGAUGCGGAUGACUUGCCCCUAGGCGGGCAGUCUACUGUGGAAACGACCAGCGAGGAGUUGCGCAAUCACUCGCCAGCCAAGCUGACGGAGAAGGGUGCGCCCACGGCAAGUUCCUCCACUGCAUCGUCCCAGGGUAUACCCACAGACAUCUCGAGUCCAGAAGAACCCGCUCAAUCUGCGCCGACGACAGACAGUGCUGUGAAGAAGACGAUUCGCGGAAGCGACUCAGGCCAUGAUUCAGACGCCUCUAGUAGUGAUGCGGCAAGAGCCAGCCCUCAGUCUAGUUCGUCUACGGAGACAGACACUGUGGAAGAAAGCGAGGCUGUGCGGGACAACCCGUUUGAUCCCCAGCCGAAUGCUGACACCAAUGACUCCCAAGGUGGAGCGGUGGCGGCUGCAGCAGCAGCACCAGAAAACCCUGUAGCAGAGCCAGACGACGUCACGGAUGAUAAAGCGGAGCCGGCAGAGUGGAUCGUCCCCGACGACCCGCUGAAGCACUACGGCAGCAAAGCCAUUGUUCUCAUGGCGGUACGCGGAGCGCCGGGAAAUCGAAAGUGUGCCGACUGCGGACGGCUAGAUCCGGACUGGGCAGAUCUCAACUUCGGAGUUCUCCUCUGUAUUGACUGCUGCGGUGCACAUCGGGCCUUGAACAAGCUUGUGCCUGUAGUGCGCAGCUUGUCCAUAGAUUCACAAUGGACGGAGGACCAGUUCAAGCUUCUGCUCAGAGGAAAUAAGAAUGCCAACGGCUGCCUGGAAAAGCGUCGUCCACAGGCGUAUCCGAAACCACUCUCUGAUGAUGCUACUAUUCUGCGACUACAAUACAUACUGGCCAAGUAUGAUAACCAAGAGUUUACUGGUCAGCCUUUGAAGGAGCCAACUUACGGGCAAAACGAGAUGUUGGCCAAGUUCCUCAAGCGACACCGUUAUCGGGAUGACUGGGCACAACGUGACUUCUACCUAUCAGUGGCCGAGGGCAAGAUUUGCUAUGGCCUCCCCGCCAAUCAAUAUGGUUCUCCAUGCCGUCCUACCGGCAAGAACCUCAAGGGCACCAUCCCGAUCUUGAGCACGCAUGCUGAGAUCGUUAGCGCCCAGGCACUCGAGCUGGAGAACACAGAGUCCAUUCUGAUGCUCAUGUUUCCAGAAGAAGGGGCUGACAGCCCUCGCUCGCCACGCUCACCCAAGGCACGGCGCAAGGCGGACUGGGUCAAUAUCGGCAACAAGGCACCCAAGGUGCGCACCGUGUUUGUCAAGCGAAGCGGUGGUGCUGUACAGCCCAUUGUGGAGUGGAUGGUUGCAAUAAAACGCAUCCAGAUACUGAGCAGCCCAGCUGCACCACUUGGCCCCAUCCUGACAAUGGGCUGGAUGAUGAAGAAGGGUCAGGAGCCAUCCUCCUCUUGGAAGAAGCGUUGGUUCAUAUUGGACGACAUGGAGUUACGUUACUAUGUAGGACCAAUGGAGGGAUUGUCCAGUGGCUCCAUUCCCCUCGGACCAUCGAAGGACGGUUUCAAGGUGUGGUCGUCCGUUGCUGACAGCAUGGACUGCAAUGAGUUCACUAUCCGCGUUCCGGGGAGCUCACGGGACUUCUGGCUAGCAGCUUACACUCACACCGACUUCCAGGUGUGGAUCAGUCUAAUCAAGAAGAUCAUAGAUGGUAUUCCUGAGCCAGAAGCAAAGAAAUGAGCCUUGCCUCGUUCAUAUUGUGAACCAGUGUAAGCCGGCUUAAUGCUGUCUCAAGCCACGCCGGGUUUCCAACCCCGAUUACCAAUAAUUGGAAGUAAACAGUUUCGUUCAAUAAUCUCUGUGAUCACACGAGGACAUUUUGGUAGAUCAUGUGACCUAGAUGUCAUGUAAUGAUCUGUCUUUGUACUGACUCUGUACCGGUCUGUAGCUAAUGUGAUAAUGUUCCGUGCUCGACAUAUUGAAUGUAUGCCAUUGAGCAUCGGACGGUAUGGCUUUGUAAGCGAUGUUUAUUUGUUGUCAAAAAAAUGUACUUGUACAUAUCAUGCGAGGCAGCAUAUAGCCAAGCCCAUUCUGUCCAGUGGUGUGUUAUUAUAGAGCAGGUUACAGCUUAGUUGAUUUAGUCAUCACUUAGCGAAGUACAGGAGCAUGCAUGCAUAGCACGUGUAUGUGCUUACCAGUCGUCCCACAAGUGCCCAAGCGCAAGGAAGUGCGUAACCGUUCAUGCUGUACAUUUGAUAUGUGGAAAGAGCAUCAUCACUCUCUCCAUCUCUCUCUCACUCUCUCUUCUCUGUCUUCUCUCUGUCUCUCUCUCUCUCUCUCUCUCUCUCUCUCUCUCUCUCUCUCUCUCUCUCUCACACACACACACACACACACACACACACACACACACACACACACACACACACACACACACACACACACACACACACACACACACACACAAGCACAUUCAAAACCAUAAACAAGUUCAAUGAUGCCCCUAUCUUCGGCCAUAGAACAUCUGACGUAGAGAUCUUGUCCUCAUUUUAUAGACACACUAGAUUAAAACUGGUUAUUAUAAAGCACACAUUGUCUCUCCAUACUCUUUCUCUCUCUCUAUUUUCUCUCGCAAUAUCCAUGAUAAUAUUAUUCACUUAACGCUGACCGCAUGUACAUGUAUGAUUAUACACCAGCUGCUGUCGAUUUUUUCUCCUUUUCUUUUUGCUCAUGUCAACUUCACUUGAGACCUAGUGCACUACUUCGAAAUAGUAAUAUUAUUACUUCAAGUAUCCAUGUAGCCCCUGACACUUUAGGUGUAUUGAGGCGCAAAUUAUGUACUUGUCAUCUGUAACUCUGUUCCUCGCAAUUUUGUACUGUCUUCCACGCGGUGAUGUCUUUGGCUAUGUUUGAAUGUUGUUUAUUUACAUUCCUACUUCAAAGUGAAGUAUUCUGUGGCACUCUGCUGAGUAGUUUGCAGAAGUUGUCUCCAAUGUCUGUGGUAAUUUGAGAGUUCUGUUUCUGGUGCCAA
This is a messenger RNA of Sycon ciliatum, 3716 nucleotides long. Its product is annotated as arf-GAP with dual PH domain-containing protein 1-like. The record is from RefSeq and is a predicted model, not a curated record. NCBI's taxonomy places the organism in Eukaryota, Metazoa, Porifera, Calcarea, Leucosolenida, Sycettidae. The transcript is spliced from 11 exons. Gene Ontology annotation, molecular function: phosphatidylinositol-3,4,5-trisphosphate binding; GTPase activator activity. Gene Ontology annotation, biological process: regulation of GTPase activity. Gene Ontology annotation, cellular component: intracellular membrane-bounded organelle; plasma membrane; cytoplasm. The coding region runs from base 686 to 2428 and encodes 580 amino acids.